AUGUUUAGCUUGCAUCGUGUUAAUAGACGACCGGGACACCUAGCGGAAGGUCGUAAGAAGUCUGUCAACAGUCAAGAGUCGAUAGUCGAUAGUCUCGAAUGUUUAAGUAAAGAUGAAUUUAAUGCACUAACACCAGUAGAGAAAAAAUUUGAAUUCAUAAUAUCUCAGAAAACGGUAUCGUGGAUACUUUUGUUAGAUAAAUCAGAAGUAGUCGGUUUUUUAAAAUGUUGUAACAUACAUUGUGAAGAAUCGUCAACACUUGUACAAUUAAGGGAUCUCGCGAAAUCAGCAUUAAAAACUUUUAGAGGUGGGCUUCUUGAUACCGAAGAUAAAGAUAAUUUUAACGAUAGUACUGCGGACUUUACCUUUACUGAAAACAAGUUAUCAUUAGAUUUAAAUAAAAGCCAAAAAAAUCUUAGUGAAAAAAAUAUUAGUGAACCAAGCUCACAAUUAGAAUUAGAAAAUAAAGACACCAAUACGGAUAGGACUAAAGACGUGGCCCAACAACUAAAAAAUCUCUUAAUAGACAUAGAACAAACACUUUCACCAAUAAAAAAUACAAAGCAACCAAAUAAUUUAAAAUUUGAAUCUGAAGAAGUUAAUCAAAAUAAUAAAUUGGACGCUAGUUCAAAAAUAAUUAAUAACAAUUCGAAAGAAGGACACUGUCCACAGGUAAUACAAAAUAAAAUAAAUAUCAAUAGCGAUAUUAAUUCUGAAUUUAAAACAGUUGAUAAUACAAUUAAAUUAACUUCAAAAAAUAAAAUGGCAAGACCUCAACAGUUUGUACCAAAUAUUUUUAACGGUUCGGGUGAUGAAUGUGUAUUAGAAUUUUUCGAGUACUUCAACGUGGUAGCUACUGCUAAUGAGUGGUCUCCGCAAAUAAAAUUAACUUACUUGCCAUUGUAUUUAAAAAAUUCCGCUUAUAAAUUAUACAAGACGUUAACAAUUAAUAACGUAAAUCCGACUUUUGAAGAGUUAGAACGAAUAUUUAAAGAAAAAUUUGCAUCACCGGCUAGGAAUCGUAUGUUAAGAAACAAAUUACGAAAUAAAAAGUUAAAAUCGACAGAAACAAUAUCAGAGUUCUUAGCAGAUAUUUUAUAUUUAAUUAGUCAAACUAAUUGUACCAUUCCUGAGACAGAGAAAAUUGAUAUUAUAUUAGAGGCACUUACACCGGAAUACUAUAAUACUGUAACUAUUAUGAAUAAUGACACUUUGGACAACUUGGAAAUCAAUUUAAAGAAAAUAGAAAAUUCGAAAUUAAUUAACACAGAUUUUCAAAAUAUAAAUUCAGUAGAUAUUGACACUUUAAAGAAAGAAAAUGAAUUUUUAAAAUCUAAAUUAAAUAGUAUUAACAAUGGUAAUUGAAAUGUUAACCAGAAAAAGAAAUUUAAUAAUAUAAUAUGCAUAUGAAUAACCCAUAUCAGAAUCUUCAAAAUAAUCCAAUCGAUACAUUCAAUAAUAAUAUGUGCAAUAACGACCCAUACAAUAAUAACAACAAUAAUUUUAAUAAUCAAAACUAUAAUUCAAAUAAUUCAUUUAAUCCAAAC
Messenger RNA from Acyrthosiphon pisum (pea aphid), 1547 nucleotides. RefSeq lists its product as uncharacterized. The record is from RefSeq and is a predicted model, not a curated record. NCBI's taxonomy places the organism in Eukaryota, Metazoa, Arthropoda, Insecta, Hemiptera, Aphididae. Bases 1 to 1365 code for a protein of 454 amino acids. The transcript is spliced from 3 exons.